AUGCAGCUUUCCGCCCUCCUCUCGUCCCUCUCCCUUUUGGGAGCCGCGUUGGCGGUCCCGGACGACACUCGGCCCUUGGAAGACAGGGCCGCCAAGACCGCGACCGUCGUCCUCGACACGGCGACCGUCGUCGGGAACGUCAUGAACAAGGUCGAGUCCUUUGGCGGGAUCCCCUACGCCAAACCGCCCACCGGCCCGCUCCGGCUGAAGCCCCCCGUGCGCCUGACCGGGAACAUCGGCACCUUCGACGCCACCGGCCCCGCCGCCGCCUGCCCGCAGAUGAUCACCUCCUCCGACAACCAGAACGUCCUCCUCGACCUUUUGGGAGACAUCGCGAACCUGCCCUUCGUCCAGAAGGCAACGGGUCAGACCGAGGACUGCCUCAGCAUCACCGUAGCCCGUCCCGAGGGCACCAAGGCUGAUGCGAAGCUGCCCGUCCUCUACUGGAUUUUUGGAGGUGGCUUCCAGCUCGGAUGGUCCUCCAUGUACGACGGCACCAGCCUCGUCCAGCAAAGCGUCGACAUCGGCAAGCCCUUCAUCUUCGUCGCCGUGAACUACCGCGUCGCCGGUUUCGGCUUCAUGCCCGGCAAGGAGAUCCUCGCCGACGGGUCCGCCAACCUCGGCCUCCUCGACCAGCGGAUGGGCCUCGAAUGGGUCGCCGACAACAUCGCGGCGUUCGGCGGCGACCCGGCCAAGGUCACCAUCUGGGGCGAGUCCGCCGGCGCCAUCUCCGUCUUCGACCAGAUGGCCCUGUACAACGGCGACAACAAGUACAAGGGCAAGGCCCUCUUCCGCGGCGCCAUCAUGAACUCGGGCAGCCUCGCGCCCACGGAUCCCGUCGACUGCCCCAAAGGCCAGGCCGUCUACGACAAGGUCGUCGCCGAGGCCGGCUGCAGCGGCAGCGCCGACACGCUCAACUGCCUGCGCGAGGUCGACUACACCACCUUCCUCAACGCCGUCACCUCCCUCCCCGGCAUCCUCUCGUACAACUCCAUCGCGCUCUCCUACCUGCCCCGCCCGGACGGCCGGACCCUCACGGCGAGCCCCGACGUCCUCGCCAAGAACGGCCAGUACGCGGCCGUGCCCAUGAUCAUCGGCAACCAGGAGGACGAGGGCACCCUCUUCGGCCUGUUCCAGGCCAACCUCACCUCCACCGACAAGCUCGUGUCGUACCUCAAGGACUACUUCUUCGCCGGCGCCACCGAGGACCAGCUCCGCGCCUACGUCGACACCUACGACGACGGCCUGCUGAGCGACAUCCUCAACGGCAGCCCGUUCCGCACCGGCCUCUUCAACGAGAUCUUCCCGGGCUUCAAGCGCCGCUCCGCCGUCCUCGGCGACCUCGUCUUCACCCUCACCCGCCGCUUCUUCCUCAAGCUCGCCAUCGCCGCCCACCCGGACGUGCCCUCGUGGUCCUACCUCGCCUCCUACAAUUACGGCACCCCGAUCCUCGGCACCUUCCACGGCUCCGACCUCAUCCAGGUCUUCUACGGCAUCAAGGACAACUACGCCGCCCGCAGCAUCCGCACCUACUACACCAACUUCGUCCACGCCCUCGACCCCAACGUGGGGUCCAACGGCCAGUACCCCAACUGGCCCAAGUGGUCCCAGGGCCAGAACCUGAUCCAGUUCUUCGCCGACAAGGCCGGCAGCCUGAAGGACGACUUCCGGCAGGCCAGCGCGGACUGGAUCGUGAACAACGCGGCGAGCCUGCACCUGUAG
This is a messenger RNA of Colletotrichum higginsianum IMI 349063, 1722 nucleotides long. Its product is annotated as Carboxylic ester hydrolase. The transcript has 2 exons. The coding region runs from base 1 to 1722 and encodes 573 amino acids. The record is from RefSeq and is a predicted model, not a curated record. Lineage: Eukaryota; Fungi; Ascomycota; Sordariomycetes; Glomerellales; Glomerellaceae.